GCGCCGCGGCGCUGCAUACCGCGUCCCGUCGUCAGAGAGUAGCCUAUAGCACGUAGCUUCAAGUAUCUACACACACGCACGUUGGUCCACGAUGGCAGUUCGGCCUGUGGUAGUGGUAUGUCUGUGCCUGGUUCUCACCCUUGCCGCCAUCACGGAGGGGAGGUAUCUGCCAACCAGGGGACAAGAGGACCGACUCGACCGACUCAGAGACCUGCUGAGAGAUCUCCUAGACUCUGAUGGAGAUCGAGACCCAGGAUCCAGCUACGCACCAGACCGCCGUCCCUUCCCAAAGAGGGACUACUACGGCUACGACCCCUCCCACCACUUCACCAUGGACCAUCUCAUGCACCCCUGAAUAACCCUCUCAAUGUCUCCAACUUGCUGUUUUUAAUUUUUUUCUGUAAUAAAUUUAAAGCAAUACUGUUGUAAGCUAUGUUACAUAAAAUACGUUUUGAAAAUAUACUAAUCGUUUCCUUCCGAGCAUCAAAACUGUUCAGAUUUUGUACUUAUCCAUUUCGUUAAUUGUAAGAGUUUGUUUGAUGCAUUAAAUUUACUUUUGUAACU
Molecule: messenger RNA, 564 nt
Organism: Macrosteles quadrilineatus (aster leafhopper)
Lineage: Eukaryota; Metazoa; Arthropoda; Insecta; Hemiptera; Cicadellidae
Exons: 3
Coding region: 92-355 (87 amino acids)
Source: RefSeq, a predicted model, not a curated record